Molecule: messenger RNA, 1482 nt
Organism: Anopheles marshallii
Lineage: Eukaryota; Metazoa; Arthropoda; Insecta; Diptera; Culicidae
Gene: Pus10
Product: putative tRNA pseudouridine synthase Pus10
Exons: 2
Coding region: 1-1482 (493 amino acids)
Biological process (GO): tRNA pseudouridine synthesis
Molecular function (GO): RNA binding; pseudouridine synthase activity
Source: RefSeq, a predicted model, not a curated record
AUGGAACAGCAAAAUGAAAUUUACGAUUAUCUUCGUUCGGUGGACUGUUGCAGAUUGUGCUGCUUACGGUUUCUAAAGGGCACGAAAGAAGAAUUCAUCGACAUUGAUGCUGCUUUGCUCAAGCGUGGCCUAGAACCUGCCGUUCAAGAAAAUGGACAACAGCAGGUGAAACGACUAAAAGAAAAUGUUUGCAUUGCUUGUCUGGGGCUGUUCGACCUGGGCCGCAUUUCCACACUAGCUAGUGAAGUGCAGGAAAAUGCAAACUAUCAACAAUACCAGUGUGAAGCGGGAUUUCUCACCUCUAUCUCGUUACCGAUAGUUCUACAUCUGAGGCAGCUUGCACUGUGGUUCGACGUGUUAGACCGGUUUCCACAAGUAUUUUCCGCUGCCAAUGCUCCCGACAUAGCGGUAAAGGAUGCACUGAAGAUGAUUAUAAUACACCAGCUCGAACAAACACUCGGUAAACCAUUUUCCGUGGAUGGUGUGAUGAUAAAUGUACCGUACAGCUACGCCAUGGAACAGGAUGAGCUGGCCACACUAGAGCUAAUCAGUCCCAGUGUGUUUGCUAAAAGGAAAUCUAACAAGCACACCAAAAAGGAAUUUAUCUCUAGAAAUGCAUUUGAAAAACAUUUCACACCGGCUGCUAUAAAUACGGAUCGGUUUCGGAAACACUAUGCGGUACCUCCAGUUUCUACGGAGAACGUGGGAUUGGUGCGCGGAGAGCUCUCAUUUACCGGGCCAACCAUUUUUCUUGCUGGACGGUACAAUAAGUUUUCCCGCGAGCUUAGCCAGACGCCCUGGGUAAUCGAUGGCAAGCGUAAGAUGGAGGGUAGUGUGCAGGAAACGAUUGCUGCUAGCAUUGCGCCACAUUUCGGCGUUUCGGACGAACAGCUAAUCUUUUCCUCCAGCGGACGGGAAGAUGUCGAUGUGCGGUGCCUUGGGGAAGGCCGUCCAUUCGUGUUGGAGAUUCUCGAUGCAAAAACGGAUCAACUGUCCGAGGAAGUGGCGGUCGCGAUGGAGCAACAGGUAGGAACGUCAAACACGGUAGCGAUAAGAGAUAUCCAGCUAGUGAGGCGAGAAGAUCUGGUACAUAUAAGAGGUAGCGAAGAGGACAAACGGAAGUUUUACCGUGCCCUCUGCGUGACGGUGGAACCCGUGACGGAGGUGAUGGUGCAAAAGCUACGCAUAGACGAACCGUUCGUGUUGCAACAGGUUACACCAUUGAGGGUGCUGCACCGGAGAACACUACUGGCACGGCCCAGGACAGUGUACAGCGUGCGUGCGUUUGCUUGCCGUGGCAAUCCGCAUGCAAUGGUGGUUGACAUUGUUUCACAGGCCGGUACGUAUAUAAAAGAGCUGGUGCACAGUGAUUUUGGUCGCACGGGACCAAGCUUUCGAAGCAUCAUAGGGACGGCAAUCGAUAUACAUGCGCUCGAUGUGAUGGCGAUCGAUUUGGAUUGGCCUAAGAAACUGCGACGAUGA